AUGGCCGAUGUUGAAGACAGCACCGCCAACCCGGUGAACGAGCCACUGGAUCUUGUGCGCCUUUCACUCAACGAGAUCGUCUUUGUCAAAUUGCGCGGUGAUCGCGAACUGCAAGGCAGACUUCACGCAUACGACAGCCAUUGCAACCUGGUCCUUGGAGAGGUCGAGGAGACAAUCUACGUUAUUGACGAGGAUGAUGAAACUGAGAGCGUGAGGACGCUCAAGAAGCAGUCCGAGAUGCUGUUCGUCAGAGGAGACUCGGUCGUCUUGAUCUCGCCCCAAGCACAAUAG
Molecule: messenger RNA, 291 nt
Organism: Aureobasidium melanogenum CBS 110374
Lineage: Eukaryota; Fungi; Ascomycota; Dothideomycetes; Dothideales; Saccotheciaceae
Product: LSM-domain-containing protein
Exons: 4
Coding region: 1-291 (96 amino acids)
Biological process (GO): P-body assembly; mRNA splicing, via spliceosome
Cellular component (GO): Lsm1-7-Pat1 complex; U4/U6 x U5 tri-snRNP complex; U6 snRNP
Molecular function (GO): RNA binding
Source: RefSeq, a predicted model, not a curated record